Molecule: messenger RNA, 707 nt
Organism: Dendrobium catenatum
Lineage: Eukaryota; Viridiplantae; Streptophyta; Magnoliopsida; Asparagales; Orchidaceae
Product: thaumatin-like protein
Exons: 2
Coding region: 12-707 (231 amino acids)
Biological process (GO): defense response
Cellular component (GO): extracellular region
Source: RefSeq, a predicted model, not a curated record
UCCAAGGCCAUAUGGUGUCAUUUUACAUUAGAAAUGAUUGCCCAUUUGAAAUAUGGCCAGCAAUUGCUCCAAAUGUUGGCCAUCCUGUGAUUGCUGAUGGUGGAUUUUUGCUCCCUUCUGGUGAGACUAAGAGGAUCCAAGCCCCUGCACAAUGGAAUGGGCGCUUCUGGGCAAGAACUGGAUGUGAUUUCUCAUCAAUCUUAAAGCCUGCUUGCCAAACUGGUGAUUGCCAAGGUUUGCUAUCAUGCAAUGGAACAAUUGGUUUGCCUCCUGCCACACUUAUAGAGGUUUCAAUUCAAGAAGAAAUAAGCAAACCUAGCUUUUAUGAUGUUAGUCUUGUUGAUGGCUAUAACUUACCUGUAUCAGUAUCCACAAGGCCAAAAAACCCUAAGUGCUUAAUACAAGGAUGCAAAGGAAGUGUUAAUGAUGUGUGCCCUCAAGAGCUUCAAGUUUUAGAUCAAAAUGGAGAUGUGAUUGCAUGCAAGAGUGCAUGUUUGGCUUUCAACCAAGACAUAUUUUGUUGCAGAGGUUCAUAUCAAAGUCCUGAAAAGUGCAAGCCUAGUAUGUACUCUAAGUUGUUCAAGGAGGCUUGCCCUUCUUAUUUUAGUUAUGCUUAUGAUACGCCAUCACCACUUAUGAGUUGUUCUUCGAAAAUAUAUGUCAUCACUUUUUGCCCCUCUAAUUGGAGCAAUCACCAAUCGGUGUAG